UAGCCAUGCGAACACUGUUGUCAACAGCACUGGACUAUAAUUCAUGUUAGUGUUGAGAAAACACUAGAAAACACUUGGCUGUUUUUUUAGCCACAUAUCUUGUUGGUGGUGACCAACUACAUUUCUGAGAUUCAGAAGUCCCAUUGUUGGAUUUUCUACCUGCUGCUUGGUUUGAUGUUCUGCUGCCAUACCAUGAGGACAUGGACGAUUAGUUCACUGAUUGUCUUUGUUUUCUUGCCGCACAUCAGAGGACUACAGCAAGAGGACACUCAAGCUGGUUGUAGCACAACUCCAAAUGACAUUGCAUACAUAAUUGAUGGCUCCUCAAGCUUGGGAGUCCCCAACUUUGAAACAGCCAAACGCUGGCUCAUCAACAUCACCAAUGGCUUUGACGUGAGCACCAGACACACUCAGGUGGCGGUCGUCCAGUACAGCGACACGCCUCGACUAGAGAUUCCCCUGGGAAAGCACCACAAUAAUCAAGAACUGGUUAAGGCCAUCGCCUCCAUCCCAUACCUGGGGGGCAACACUCGGACUGGCCGUGCCAUCAAGUUUGCCACAGACCAUGUCUUUGGGAUGCCUAACCGCACCUCCCAGUCUGCCAGGAACCGUAUUGCUGUGGUUCUCACAGAUGGCCGUUCACAAGAUGAUGUUGAGGAUGCUGCCAUGGAGGCCAUGGCACAGAAUAUUGUUUUGUUUGCAGUUGGUGUGGGAAAUGAAAUCACCAAAUCUGAGUUAGUGUCCAUGGCUAACAAGCCACCAUCUACUUAUGUGCUUCACGUGGAAGACUACAGCUCCAUUGAAUCCAUUUGGGACCUGAUGGAGCAGAAACUGUGCGAGGAGUCGGUGUGUCCGAAGCGGAUCUCUGGGACAGUGAACGAUCAAAAGGGAUUUGAUCUAAUGAGCAUUAUGAGAAUAGAGGAGGUGGCUCAGAAGGUUCAGGGUUCUUUGAUAUCAGAGAGAGCGUCACUGCUCAGCCCUCAUCUGGACAUCACUCACAAUACCAGCAAGAUAUUUCCAGAAGGCCUUCCUCCAGCCUAUGUGUUUGUGGCCACACUGCGCUUAAAGAACCCAGCUCACCGGAUGAAGUUUGACCUUUUGAGGGUGUUGUCUCAGGAUGGGGUCAAACAGGUUGUCGUAACCAUUAACGGAGCAGACAAAUCCAUCACCUUCACCUGCACCAGCACCCUGAAGAAAGAGCAGGCAGUCAUAUUUAAUGACAGAGGCAUCCAGAGGCUCUUUGACACUGAUUGGCACCAAUUGAAGUUGCUGGUGAAACCCAAACGCAUCACUUGUUUCGUUGACGGUGCAUAUGUGGAGGAGCAGCUCUUAGAUCCAAUGGUUCCCAUUUACAUUAAUGGAAAGACCCAGGUGGCCAAGAAAGUAAAUAUACAGACAACAGUCCCUAUUGUGCUGCAGAAGUUGCGACUAUACUGUGACCCUUUACAGAGUGAACGAGAAACGGCAUGCGAAAUUUUAUCUGUGGAUGAUGACAGGUGUCCUGUGGAGCGCUCUCCUGCUGUAGAUGUGUGUGAUUGCCCAAGUGGUAAACCAGGCCUACCUGGCCUUCCAGGGCCGAUGGGCUUCCGAGGGGAGAAAGGCAGAGAGGGACCACCUGGCCCUGAUGGAAAACCUGGGAAGCCGGGGGAGAAGGGAGCACUAGGAGAGCCCGGUCAAAAUGGGCACAAAGGUGAAGUAGGUGAGCAAGGACAAAAAGGGGAACGGGGACUGGACGGACCCAAAGGAGAGAUGGGUCCACCAGGACCACCGGGGUCAUCAGAACCCAUAGGCUCUGGAUUUUCCAAACCGGAGUUAGAUGACAUUGAAAUGCAAGGAACCAAGGGAAUCCCAGGAGAACGAGGAGAAAUGGGACCACCUGGAAAACCUGGGCCGAUUGGUGAACGUGGGGUACCUGGUCUACCUGGGUUUGCUGGUCCAAAGGGAGAGAAAGGGGAUAAUGGUGUGGCUGGAUCGGAUGGAGAACCAGGAAUUCCUGGUAUACGGGGGCUUCCUGGGGAGAUGGGGCCUCCUGGAUCUCAAGGCGAGCGAGGCGUGGUAGGACCAGUUGGUAACACCGGACCAAUGGGACAGCAGGGUCCGCCAGGUCCAGACGGCCCACCUGGCAUAAAAGGCCCUCCUGGUCCAAAGGGGAAUUCUGGGGCCUGUGGACAGGAUGAGCUCCCUGGACCACCUGGUGUUAAAGGUUCAGAAGGAGCACCUGGUAUUCAAGGCCCACCUGGCAUUAACGGCCUACCAGGGUUUAAAGGUCAUAAGGGUGACUCAGGAUCUUCUGGACCAAUGGGAAGUCAGGGCGAGAAAGGCAACCAGGGAGAACCGGGAGUUUCUGGAAAACCUGGUGAAACAGGCCUCAAAGGAAACAAAGGAGAGUCAGGUGUAGCAGGGGAUCCUGGGAUCAGAGGAGGUGAUGGGAAAAAGGGAGACAUGGGUCCAUCAGGGCAACCUGGAUCUCGAGGCUUUCCGGGUAUAGAUGGGCUACCGGGUCAACCAGGAAUUCCAGGCUAUCCAGGGAAACCUGGAAAGCCACCUUCUGAGGAACAUCUUAUGAAAAUUUGUGCCUAUGUGUUGCAAAACCAGCUACCACAGCUCCUGCAGGUGAUGGGCCAUAGAAGUUGUGAACACUGUGAAACCAAACAAGGGCAACCAGGUGAUCCAGGCCCCCCUGGACCAACAGGCCCAUCUGGAUCUCCAGGGUACCCUGGCAGGGCAGGAGCUCCUGGCUAUCCAGGAACACCAGGGAGGAGGGGACCAGAAGGGGUUAAAGGUGAUACUGGCCCAAUGGGUAUGAAAGGUGCCAAAGGACAGGGUGACAUUGGGUUGCCAGGUCCACCUGGUCCAGCAGGUUUACAGGGCCCACGUGGGGAUGAUGGUGAGGGGUAUGCUGGGCCUUCUGGUCCCCCAGGGAAACCUGGCCAUCCAGGUAUCCCAGGAAAACGUGGACCCCCAGGAUCAAUGGGUUUUUGUGACCCGUCGCUUUGUUAUCAAGCCUACAAUUUUCGGGAUGACCCUUUUAGGAAAGGACCAAACUUUUAGCAUCAGGACAGUGGGAUCUUACUGAUUCUGUACAGUGUUCUCUGAAAUUUUAAAUGGACAACAAACAUUUCUGGUGCUCAGCAUUGACCUCAGGAACUCCUACCCUCUAAAGAAAGUUGUCAUGAUCUUGACCUUUAAUUUGUGAUGUGUUUUUGUCUGAGAAUCUUUUUGUGUUGAAAUUCCUUAUUUGAGUGAAUUCCCCCCAGAUACUUCUCUGAUGAAAUCAAACUUUCAAGUUUGGUCUAUUCCUUACACAAAGCUAUCUUAUGGCUUCAAAAAAACACAACUGGCCAUCUAAAUUUUCCCCACACUAAUUUUAAAUUUUUGGAUAAAAAAUUAUUGUUAUACUGUAUCCACUGCACUGCCCAAGCCAAGCUACCUCUCUACAGGAUGUGAAACAAUUACUAUUGGCUAUACUUCGACACCAGAACAUUUAUGUUAAAAUCUUGAGAAUACUUCUGCUCAGGGCUAUUCUCAAUCUGUGUUUUGUUUUAUACCAACAUUCAAAAUAAAUUUUUUGCAUACUAAUACAACAUUUUUCAUUAUUGUAUACUUUCAAUUGUUUCAGCAGUCUUGUAGAAUUGUGCAGCACUAUUAAUAGGGUUAUAGUUUUGGUAUGCAUGUUUUUGACUUGAUAGAUUUGUGAAAAGGAUUAAAAACCUCUAUUUAUUGCC
Xyrauchen texanus (razorback sucker) is the source of this 3725-nucleotide messenger RNA. Its product is annotated as collagen alpha-1(XXI) chain-like. Bases 175 to 3051 code for a protein of 958 amino acids. The transcript is spliced from 30 exons. NCBI's taxonomy places the organism in Eukaryota, Metazoa, Chordata, Actinopteri, Cypriniformes, Catostomidae. The record is from RefSeq and is a predicted model, not a curated record.